Syzygium oleosum is the source of this 977-nucleotide messenger RNA. Its product is annotated as ABC transporter I family member 20-like. The coding region runs from base 1 to 846 and encodes 281 amino acids. The record is from RefSeq and is a predicted model, not a curated record. Lineage: Eukaryota; Viridiplantae; Streptophyta; Magnoliopsida; Myrtales; Myrtaceae. The transcript is spliced from 6 exons. Gene Ontology annotation, molecular function: ATP hydrolysis activity; ATP binding.
AUGCCACGUGGCACCUCCCCAACUGUCGAGAUCAGGGGCCUCAGUUUCACGUACCCGGGGAUCGACGGCCAUCCUCCGCCUGGUUUCAGACCUCUCAUCGACGACUUCUCUCUCGCCCUUGAUUCUGGCGACUGCUGUCUCCUCAUCAGAUCCAACGGCGCAGGUUCGUUUCAGCUCAAGCCUGUCUUCUGCAAACUGCCCAGUCUUGUCUUGAAUGUCUCUGUGUUAGUAGUGGAUCAUUACAUGCCGAUCUCAGCUAGUGGAAGACGUGGAUCUCAGUGUCCUGUUGAGAAAAUGAUAUUAGGGGUGGCAUGUAUAAAUCCACAAAGAAGAGCUGAGCUAAUCAAGGUGCUAGACAUUGAUUUAUCCUGGAGAAUGCAUAAGGUUUCUGAUGGACAGAGAAGGCGAGUGCAAAUCUGUAUGGGACUCCUCAAGCCAUUCAAGGUGCUUCUUCUUGAUGAGAUAACAGUCGACCUCGAUGUGUUAGUGAGGGCUGAUCUUUUGAGGUUUCUCAGAAAGGAAUGUGAAGAGAGAGGUUCCACAAUUAUCUAUGCCACCCAUAUUUUUGAUGGCCUAAAUGACUGGCCUACACUUGUUGUGUAUGUGGCUCAUGGAAAGUGGCAGUUAGCAUUGCCAAUUGAUAAGGUUAAGGAGAACAGCAAACUGUCGCUUAUGAGGGCGGUUGAGAGUUGGCUGAGGGGAGAAAGAUAUGAGGAGUGGCAGAGAAGGAAACAGAGGAAGGCAAAAGGUCUCUCUGAGUAUGAACAGAAAAUCGAAGGAAGCCGGGUCACCGGUGAUCCGGCUUGUGUUGCUGCACGGCCGUUGAAUAACGGUUGGGCUGAUUGAAGGUUGCACUCGACCAUUGCUGGUGAAGAAAGUUACUUCUUGAGCUCAAACAGAGUUCUCAGACGGUAGUCAAGCACAGACAUCCCCAAAACUUUUCAAGCAGAAUAAUUCUCUCAUUGAUGGAAAGUUGG